GUGUGUGUGUGUGUGUGUGCUCCCGUCAUCUGGGAUUUGUGUGUGUGUGUGUUUACUACUGAACUGGGUGUGUUUGUGUGUUUCGAUGCCACUCAGACUCCAACACUCCUCCUUCUCUGGUCAGGAUGUCCGCUGCACACACGCUAAUCCUGCUGCCUCUGACCCUCCUGGUGCUUCAAGCCCCUCCCCCCAGGGUCAGAGUUGAGGGUAGCACAUCGUUGGUUGAGAAAUAUGCUGAGGCCUCAGUGGGAACUGCAAGGUGCAGUGAAAGUUACAGCGGCGCGAGGCCAUGGAGCCUGCGUGGAGCUGGACUCUGCCACGGAGGCUGUGGUCAACGAAGGAUUCAAAAUGGACUGCAUUUCCUGUAAGACAAGAGGGGAAGUGCCCGCCACGGCCGUUGUUAAAUGGUCCUUCAAGGCCUCAGGCGAGAGCAACUACUCUGAUUUGUACAUCUACAAGAACAUGCAAGGUGAGAUCUUAGACCCGCGGUUCUUUGGGCGUCUGGUCUGGAACGGCAACAAAGACACGCUAGACCUGCAGGAUGGCUCCCUCUACAUCCUGAACGUGACCUACAACGACACAGGAACCUACGAAUGCACCUUUGAACGCCUGCUGAUCUACACCAAAUACCAGCAUGAAGUCAACAGACCCAAAUAUAUCAACCUCACAGUGGUGCCACAAUACACCAGAGGAAUGGCGUCCAUCUUGUCUGAGGUGAUGAUGUACGUCUCUAUCAUCGGACUUCAGCUCUGGCUGGUGGUUGAGAUGAUUUAUUGCUACAGAAAGAUCUCAGCAGCUGGAGAGGAGGCUCUGAGGGAGAACGAGGCCGAGUAUUUAGCCAUCGCAUCAGAGAGUAAAGAAAGCUGUGCAGGUGUGCAGGUGGCCGAAUGAAGAUGGUUGAUGAAGAAUCUGAAACAGCUUCUCAGAGGAACCCACCCUCUCCCCUCAACAGAACCAGAACUCUGAGGUGUUUUUUGUCGGUCAGAGCUGUAGACAUGUCUACUCAUUCUAGAUCUAUGCCCUUGCCUCUGCAUGGUGACAGCUGAUCAGCUGAUGCUCCCCAACUCUCCAAAGAUCUCAUUGCUUUGUUCUAUCUGAGUCUUUCCACCACUUAAAACUAAAAAACUAAACAUUUAAAGGGAAAAAUUACAAAAAAUGUGUGGAAAAGAGUUUUAAAACCAUUUUUAUACCAGAAAGACCAAAUCACUGCCAGGUAUUUAAAGCAGACUUUCUGCUGUUGUCUGAUCAUUUGUUGUGAUGUCAGAAUAUUUAGGUUUUGAUAUUAUACUUAGAUAUAAUAAUAUAUCAUUUUUAGGUUUCUGCAGGUUUUAUUUUCAUUUUAAUGAUGAUUAACAGAAUAAGAAAAAAUAAAUUCACCAUUAAAGAAAGAUUAUAAUUCGAAUUAAUUCUAAUGUUGUAUUAGAAAUAUUAUAUAACAAUAAUUUGUAAUACUAAAAGUCAGAAAAUAAAGAUGCGGUCCAACAGAGAAGCAACAACUUUUAUCUUCAUCCUUUGAAGAUAAAAACAGGGUCAAAAUUCAGCUUCAGCUGAUAAAUCUGUACAAACAGCGACGCUCAGUGGCCAUCUGUCAGAACUAUGAAAUCCACAACAGAUUGGUCCUCUGCUGCACAUUUUUAAUCUAAUAAAUAAAUAAAUAAAUAAAACAGAAUUAAAUGAAACAUUCAGAGAUCAUUCACUGCCCUUGCCACCUGUUGACCCUCCACCAGGGAGCAGCAGUCAUGUAUAGAUUAGUUUUGAAGGUACUAAUCCUGAUUCUCCACAGGGAUGCCCUGAAGCCAGGAGUGACACACCCCUCCCCCCAUAUGAUAAUAAAGGUUUGAAUUGUUUUUUAAAACUUCGCUGUGGUGAACGUUCACCAGCAUGCUUCAAAGCGGGGAAACCAGACAAGGAAAGUUCAACAAUCUCAGAGCUGGAAGCUGCCGCUCUGCAUGUUUCUGCUGGUCUCUGUUAGGUCAGACCCAGAGUAUCUGAAUGCUGUUUGAUGGGACAAAGUAAAAGCUGAACUUUUUAAAACAUUAAACACAAACGAGUUAAAACAGGCCAUUUCCAUUUGACCUCCAUCUAAUUGUCAGCUCAGAAUGAAGCAGCAGCUGAAUUCAAGCUUCUGCGUCCGUUUUCUGUUCAUUUCAGAAACUAAUAAAGCAGCAAUUUAUUCUUUAUGUAUGAAUGUUUGCUGUCACAAAACAAUAAAACUAACUGAGACAAUAAACCAAAGUGUCAAGAGU
Molecule: messenger RNA, 2246 nt
Organism: Nothobranchius furzeri (turquoise killifish)
Lineage: Eukaryota; Metazoa; Chordata; Actinopteri; Cyprinodontiformes; Nothobranchiidae
Gene: scn1ba
Product: sodium channel, voltage-gated, type I, beta a
Biological process (GO): sodium ion transport; cardiac muscle cell action potential involved in contraction; regulation of sodium ion transmembrane transporter activity
Cellular component (GO): voltage-gated sodium channel complex
Molecular function (GO): transmembrane transporter binding; sodium channel inhibitor activity
Source: RefSeq, a predicted model, not a curated record